This is a messenger RNA of Candoia aspera, 1943 nucleotides long. RefSeq names its product zinc finger and BTB domain containing 7C (gene ZBTB7C). Lineage: Eukaryota; Metazoa; Chordata; Lepidosauria; Squamata; Candoiidae. Bases 85 to 1935 code for a protein of 616 amino acids. Gene Ontology annotation, biological process: regulation of transcription by RNA polymerase II. The record is from RefSeq and is a predicted model, not a curated record. Gene Ontology annotation, molecular function: protein binding; DNA-binding transcription factor activity, RNA polymerase II-specific; RNA polymerase II cis-regulatory region sequence-specific DNA binding. The transcript has 3 exons.
GGACAAGCUCCUGCAUUCUGUUCCAAACGCUCGGGGAGAAUGGCUUUUUUGCAGAUGUCUUAUUAAAACCAAGCAGCACGUUUUAUGCUUGCCAGCACCGGAGGGAAGGAAAAAGAAGAAUUAGCGAGGGUUGUGCAGGAGAAUAUGGCCAAUGGCAUUGAAGACCUCAUUGGUAUCCCCUUCCCAAACCACAGCAGUGAAGUCCUUUAUGGGCUGAAUGAGCAGCGGCAUGAUGGCCUUCUCUGUGACGUUAUUCUCAUUGUCCAAGACCAAGAAUACCGAACCCACAAGUCUGUGCUGGCUGCUUGUAGCCAGUAUUUUAAAAAACUCUUCACUACCGGCACUUUAGCAGACCAGCCCUACAUAUACGAGAUCGACUUUGUCAGACCCGAAGCACUUUCAGCCAUCCUUGAGUUUGCCUACACCUCGACCCUUACCGUCACCACUGCGAACGUCAAGCACAUCCUCAACGCGGCAAAGAUGCUGGAGAUCCAGUGUGUGAUUAAUGUCUGCCUCGAAAUAAUGGAGCCUGCUGAAGAGGAGGAAGAUGAGAAGGAGGAAGAAGAGGAGGAGGAGGAGGAGGAGGAGGAAGAGGAGGAAGCAGAAGAAGCAGGUGACUUCGCUAACCAGAAUCCAUCAGAUGCUCAAGAUCUCAGCUGUCACCAAAGUCCUUCCAAGUCAGACCAUCCUGAAGAACCCUUCCAAGAGACAGCUGGUGUUUUCCCCACCCAUUUCCCACCCAGCAGCUCUAAUGGCUCCCUCGGUGUAAUACGGGACUUCUCCAUUGAAUCCCUCUUAAGGGAGAACCUGUACCCUAAGGUGGCCCUUCCAGAACGGAGGCCGGUCCUGUCUCCCUUCAUGCCUGACCUCUUCCCCCAUCUCUGGAACGGAGACUUUGGCCCCUUUGCCCAAGUAGAAGAGCAGCAGGUGGACAACGCACCCUUGGACCUGGUGAUCAAAAAGCAAAAAAUCAAGGAAGAGGAGAAGGAGGAACCCCUGCCCGCCCCUUUCCCCAACAGCCUCUUCAAGGACGUGUUUGCAAACACCCCCGCAGCCCCCUUCGGGCACAUUAAGGCCGAAAACGACUACAGCGCAUACCUGAACUUCCUGAGCACCGCCCACUUUGGCCGAGUCUUUCCUCGCUGGCCAGAAGAAAGGAAGAUCAAACCCAAAGCUUCCCAACAGUGCCCCAUUUGCAACAAAAUCAUCAUGGGGGCUGGCAAACUGCCACGGCACAUGAGGACCCACACAGGAGAGAAGCCAUAUAUGUGUGAUAUCUGUGAAGUCCGGUUCACCAGGCAAGACAAGCUGAAGAUUCACAUGCGCAAGCACACGGGGGAAAGGCCCUACCUCUGCGUCCACUGCAGUGCCCGGUUCGUCCACAACUACGACCUGAAGAACCACAUGCGGAUCCACACGGGCAUCCGCCCUUACCAGUGCAAGUUCUGCUACAAGAGCUUCACCCGCUCAGACCACCUGCAUCGCCACAUCAAGCGCCAGAGCUGCCGGAUCUCCCGGCCCAGGCGGGGACGCAAGUCAGCCCUCUGGAGAACGGCCAGCUUGCUCUUUGCCCCAACUGGGCAGCCGGACGACAAAAGCUUCCUGGUGCCCCCGGCUCUCGAAGAGAUGAGCGGCCACCUGGGCGGCCCCGCCCUGUGCCUCCCAGGCCCGAGCCCGAAGCACUUCAUGGAAGGGGCCAAGAACGGGCUGAAUCUGCAGGAACUGGAGAGCCAGUUGGAGGAGACCCAGAUGAAGCUGUUUGGGAGGGCACACCUGGAUCUGCAGCAGAACGGCGGCCUCUUUGCCUUUGCGCUGAGCCACGGCGAGGGCCUGUCAGCCCGGCCGUACUUCUCUCUCCCGGACCCCUGGGGCUCCGGGUUCAGCGGACUGGCAGCGCUCAACCCCCUGGCCUCCCUCUCCGAAGCUAGCAACUGAGUUGCCUU